AUGAAGGAUUUGCCUCUGUCCCUGCUGAGCCGGGGGUGUGGUCGAUUUGUCUCGUCCAACAGAAACACAGGGAGACAUUAUGGACGGCUGGACGUUUGCUUUACACCACAGGAUUACUACAUCUGGAAGUCCCAGGACUCUCUCUUGCGACUGUCCAAUGGAGGCCGUCUGCUUGUGGAGGCAGAGUCAACCCUUCCAAAGACUUACAGCACUCGCAGGGGGGCACUUCUGCUGUACUCCCAGGACUUGGUUACUAUGGAAACCAACUGUCACUCAGAAACCAGAAACAGGAAGCAGCGGGUUGUUCAGCAGUACAGCCAACAUAUGGAACAGCAGCUGAGCACACUCAAGGAACUAACGGCAGCCAUUUUGAACUACAGCAACAAUCAGUUCACCUCCUCCAGACUUGGUCCACCUUUCGUUCCUCCUCUUCGUCUCCCUCUUGCUACAGACCUUCAUCGUCCCAGUCCUCUGCCCUUUCACACCACACGAGAGCAGUCCAGUAAACAGCUACCUGUACAGUUUAACCCCCAGACGCUUCCUGCAACGAGAAACACUGAACAACUGGAGAGUCAACCUGAGGAUAAAGAGGUGGAGCAACACAUCAGGAAGAGAAUCAGACUGGAUGUGUUCCUCCAGAUACCCAGAACCGCCAGGACUCCAACUCCACAAACGGAACUUCAGCCCUGGGUACACUACGUAACUGUGACCCCUGAAGAAGAAGAAGCUCAGCCACAGACUCACUCAGACAGGAGUCUGCAGCAUGCUGAAAGUUCACAGCAGACUGAAAGAAAUCAUCACAGUAUGGGAGUGGACCUCCAUCAUCCAAACAUGAACUGUGACAGUGAAGCGCCAGAUGAUCAAGGCUGUUCUAUUCAAGACAGUGAAACGACCAGUGAUAAAGGCAGUUAUGAAAGAUCGAUGAACGUGAACAGACAUGGGAGGACAGGCCUCCUUCCUCCUCUGACAGUGGGACAGUCAGUCAGCCACGGGUCCUGCUUGGAGAAGACAGACAGGCCAGGAUGGGAGCGCCCCAUCAGUGACGACAAGCAUGCACAGCGCCUACCUCCCAUAGCAGAGAGUCGUACUGUUGUCCCCAACCAGGCUAUCCAGGCUCAGACCAAGCAGGAUGCACCACCAAAGGCAGACAGAGUUGGCUCUCAAUCCCAGGAAAAUCUGAGUCGACUUCAUCAGCAGCCUCUGUUUCUUCCUCUGCUGUUUCCUGGGAAGGAGGACGAGAUAAAUGGGAAGCGAAGAGGAGGAGAAAAAACAGAGAGACAGCGUUUUAAAAAAGAAACAGCAGGGCAGCGAAAGGGAGAAAGAAAAGGAGAUGGAGGAGGAACGGUAACCACUGAGAAAGGCUAUAUGAUUCUGCUGGAGCCGGAAGAAGAGCCUCGUCCUCCUGUAGGGGUGUUGGGUUGUGUUGCAGGACGGAAAGGCCCGGGAAAGCAGAGCUCUCUGGCCUUCUUACAGAACCAGGGUCCCUGUGAAUCCAGCGAUGCUAGCAGAGGUGUGGUCAGGGGUGUUCUGCCGCUGGAGCUGAGAGAUUUGCAGAAUGGUGAAUCUGUUGGCAGCCUGAUCCUGGGUCCCGAUGGGGAGAUCAUACAACUGUCCCUGUUCGACAACAGCCAGGACCCAUCUCAGGGUGGUGGUGACACACAGGAGCAAGCUCUCCAGGUUAUGUCUGCAGAAGGAGAGAAGUUACCCUGGGUUAUUGUCCUGCAGCCUGAACAUACACAUACAGAAGAAGGGGUGGAGCUGAGCACAGACGUUCCUCUGGCCAACAUCCAGCACCAUCAGUCAAUAGACAAGCUCUUAGAUCUUCACAGAUGGACAGAGACUAAUGCAUGCUCACCCAGCAGCCACACAGACCCAGUGGCUGUGACCAAGAAAAAAACGAAGAGUGCAGAGGCAGUGGCGGAAACAUGGAAGGCAUCAAAAAAGAAUCCUAAAAAGAGGGUGAGGAUGCCUCCACUGAGGGAGCGGGUAGGAAAGGAGGAGUCAAGAGGAGACUACACUGAGGAGGAGGAGGAGGAGGAGGAGGAGGAGGAAGAAGAGCGGGACAGUGAAGUACAGACUUACCAUUCAUCUGGAUUGCAUCAGCCAGGGUUGCAGUGGUUCAAAGGUGAGGCAUCAUGCAGUGAGCAGAACGUCAACCCAAAUGAAGCAACCGCAGAGGAUGCUGUGGACAAAAAGAGGAAGAAUACUAAGAGGAAGGAUGCUGAGGAAGCUGCAAUAACCACAGGGAAAAGGGACAUGAAAACAGUGAGACCAGAAUCAGAUGACCAGAAGACAUCGAGGACAAAUAAGGAAGGAAGAUGGCGGAGACAAAAGACAGGAAGUGACGUUCAAUCAAUCAGGAGCAGGAAACAAGAGGAGAGGUCCAACGGGGAAGCUGCAGAGACUCAGGACCAUUCUACUCUCCCUUCUAAAAAGAAGAGGACAGCCAGGGAAGGAGAUAGAGGAGAAGUGACGAUGAAUAAGGAGAAAGAAGAGCGAGGAGAAGUGGAGAGGCAAGAGUCUUCAGGGAGGAGGAGGAGGAGAAAAGGAAGGCUGAAACACAAAGAGUCAUUUGUCGGAAACCAUGAGAAAGAGGAGGUGGAGAUUAAUCAGGAUAUCGAGGAGGAGUCUCACCUCACCAGAAGGCCCUCUGCAACACAGAGACCUGAUGACAAAACAAACCCAAAUUCAGACGAAGGCACAGACACAGACACAGAUCAUCUUUCCAGUGACGCUGACCGAUACAGCAGCGUCCGAUCAGUGAGCUCGCUCAGGUCCACUGCUGCUGCGUCCCAGCUCAAUCACAGGAGCCUGAGAAGGUCAGCUGCCUCUUCCUGGGAGGGGGCAGUGCCAGCCAGCGCCAUGGGACUCACUUCAUCACGUGGCCGCCUGUCGUCAUGUUCAACUGUCAUGGUAACGGAGGAACAGCUGAUGCUGAACCCAGUAAAGCCAGAGUCCUCCAGGCCCAGGAAGAGUCAGGCGGAAGAGGAGGAGGCUGCAGCUCUGCGUCUGGCUCAGCGAGCAGAGCGACGGAGGCAGGAGGUGGAGAGGAAGAGGAGGGAGCGUGAGGAAGAGGAGAGGAAGCGGGAAGAGAGGGAGCAGACAGAGGAGAGGAUGAAGAGCGAGCUGGAGGAGGAGAGGAGGAAGAGAGCUGAGGAGCUCAGGCUGAAGAAGUGGGCAGAAGAGGAGGAGAGGAGGAAACGCGAGGAAGAGGAGCAGGCGGGAGCGAGAAGGGAAGAGGCACAAAGAGAAAGAGAAAGGAGGAGGCAGGAGGAGAGGAGGCGGCAGAUGGAGCGACUCCAGAGGAUGAGAGAGGAGGAGGAGCAGAGGAGGAAAGCUGAACUAGAGUUGGUGCGCCUGGAAGAGGAGAGGAGGCAGGAGGAGGAGAGCAAGAAGCUACAGGAGAUGGAUGAGAGUGAGAGGAGAGAGUACCUCUGUAGGAAGGAGCAGCAGGAGGAGGACAGGAAGAACAAAGAAGAGGAGCGUAAGAGGAUAGAAGAGGAGGCCGCCUUGCGGGUCGCAGAGGAAACCAGGCUGCAGGCGGAGCUACUUACCAGACAGAUGGCGCUGUUGCAGCAGCAGUUGGCUUUUAAAAGGGGUCUCGUGCUGGAGGCUGGAGGUCUGGAGAAAACCCAGGGUAUCUCCAGACCGUGGAUCUACUCUUAUUUCGCUUUGUUACAGCUACUGGGUCUAACUCCAACUAAAGCUGAGACCUGAGCUUUAACUUUCAUUUGAGAUCAUGAAGGAUGGAUGAGUGGCACAAGAUUGCUGUAUGCUGAAAUGGUUCACUGGUUUUUGAUCAUUAAAAAAGUGGAAAACAUUUGGUGAAAUAAAUUGGAUCAAAAAAAAAUUAAUACUCAACUUUCAGCAGGCAAACAUACAUGACAAGCACACAAGUCAUCAGUCAGGAUGCAUAAAAUGAUAAAAGAUAAGAAGCAUAGGAUCAAACAGGAUCAACCAUAUGGGGCCAUGUAACUACAACUAUGUGUGCAUCUUUUUGUCAAAUACUUUUUAUAUCAAAAAUAAUUGAGUUCAGUAAUUUUAUAUCAUUUCCC
This is a messenger RNA of Morone saxatilis (striped sea-bass), 4055 nucleotides long. Its product is annotated as plectin. Bases 1 to 3717 code for a protein of 1238 amino acids. NCBI's taxonomy places the organism in Eukaryota, Metazoa, Chordata, Actinopteri, Moronidae. The transcript has 23 exons. The record is from RefSeq and is a predicted model, not a curated record.